Hemicordylus capensis (graceful crag lizard) is the source of this 996-nucleotide messenger RNA. RefSeq names its product olfactory receptor 734-like. Gene Ontology annotation, cellular component: membrane. Bases 1 to 996 code for a protein of 331 amino acids. The transcript has a single exon. Lineage: Eukaryota; Metazoa; Chordata; Lepidosauria; Squamata; Cordylidae. The record is from RefSeq and is a predicted model, not a curated record. Gene Ontology annotation, biological process: G protein-coupled receptor signaling pathway. Gene Ontology annotation, molecular function: olfactory receptor activity; G protein-coupled receptor activity.
AUGGAUGGUGGCACAGGCGUGGCCAAGCCGAUGUUGGCAGAGUCACCAUUUACCCACUUUCAGCGUGUGAGAAACAGCACCGAAGUAACCGAGUUCAUCCUGACAGGGCUAUCCCAUGAACGUGGAGUCCAGCUUGUCCUCUUUGUCCUCUUCCUCACCUUCUACAUGAUUGUCCUGCCCAGCAAUGUGCUGAUCAUUAUCACCAUCCGGAGUGACCCACACCUUGGCUCCCCCAUGUAUUUUCUGUUGGCCAACUUGGCUUUCUUGGACAUCUGGUAUUCUUCCAUCACUGCCCCUAAAAUGCUGGUUGACUUCUUUGCCGAGCGCAAGAUCAUUUCCUUUGGGGGCUGCAUUGCUCAGCUCUUUUUCCUCCAUUUCGUGGGUGCCUCUGAAAUGUUCCUGCUCACUGUCAUGGCCUAUGACCGCUAUGUUGCCAUCUGCCGGCCCUUGCACUACACCACCAUGAUGAGUCGGCGCCUGUGCAUCGUACUGGUGCUUAUUUGUUGGACUGGGGGCUUCAUCCACUCCCUCGUCCAGGUUGUCCUCAUCAUCCACCUCCCAUUCUGUGGGCCCAAUGAACUGGACAACUACUUCUGUGACAUCACCCAGGUGCUGAGGAUCACUUGUGCCAACACUUUUGCCGAGGAGCUGGUGAUGAUCUUCAGUAGUGGCCUCAUCUCUGUGGUCUGCUUCAUGGCCCUCUUGGUUUCCUAUGCCUUCCUGCUCACCAUGCUGAAGAAGAAUGUCGGUGAGUCGACAAGCAAGGCACUCUCCACUUGCUAUUCCCACAUCACCAUUGUCGUUUUCAUGUUUAGCCCCGCCAUCUAUAUCUAUGCCCGACCCUUUGAUGAAUAUGCCCCUGACAAGGUGGUCUCCGUCUUCCACACCAUCAUUUUCCCGCUCCUGAACCCCAUCAUUUACACCUUCAGGAACAAAGAGAUCAAGACUGCCAUGAAGAAAGUGGCCAACAGAUACUUCCUCUGCAAGAAAAACUGA